AUGAUUAGACUAGGUAGAUGCGCUCGAAAUCAUAUUUUAACACGCCCAGGUGCGUCUUUGAUUGCGUACCGUUUGCAAGCGCAACGGUCGCGCGAUCCCAAGCAUAUUUUCACGGAUCCUUCAAAUAAUGAGAUUCUAGAUACCAAACACUUCUUCACGGUGCCAAACCAGAAGCUUGACAAUGGACAAGAAUCGAUUGCGACUGCUAUUCAGGAGAGCAUCAAGUCUCAGCGCCGUAGACGAGUCAAGCAGAUUUUAAGUGCGUUCAUAGUUGCCGUUGUGGGCACGAUAUUCGGUUACAAUGUAGGCUACAAAGUAAUGUAUUUACACGAGCAGGCCUUCAUACCAGCGUACCCGGUCCCAAAAAGACGCAGUUUCACCGCAGACGAGCUCAGAACGAUAAAUGUGGAUGAAAUCAAAGAAAUGGCGGAUUACAAGCUGCUGGAAAAACUCUCGAUGCACCCGAUGAUCAAAGAGGAAUAUGGCGUUCCUCUGCAUCAUGCGCCUGGAGUUCCGCUCAGAAGCCGUGAGUUUUCCGUUUGGCAAGAAAACCCAAAUCCGUGUCUCGCAGGCGUUCUUAUCGCGCCCUACAAUGCCCCCAAGGACGUGUCUAAAUGGCACAGCAUCCCGUUUCUCUUUAAAUGGAGGCUAGUAACCCGUUCGAUUAACGUAAUGAAUUAUGUGGACAGCUUUCUGGACCGAUUCGGGACGGGCACUUCGGAUCUGCUUGAGGUCGUCAAUGCUAAUCGCGAACUUGGGGACUACAAGUACGAGCGACCUCAACACUAUUCUCAGAACCACCGAGCCUCGCACUUGUGGUUUUUGGGCGAGAUGGAUCUCGGGGAUGGCUCUAUGAUUGUUUACAAGGGCAGAUAUCAUGUCGACAUCAAGUUGCAGCAGGUGGAUCUCCUGAGACGGGAAAACAAUGAGCUGGUGCGCUACGUGCUGUACCAGGCCAGUGAAAAAUGA
Molecule: messenger RNA, 969 nt
Organism: Lachancea meyersii CBS 8951
Lineage: Eukaryota; Fungi; Ascomycota; Saccharomycetes; Saccharomycetales; Saccharomycetaceae
Source: the annotation of a GenBank genome assembly